AGCACGCACGCACGAACGCACACGGGGAGCGGACUGAUGUCCUUUUACGCCUAUUAUUUGUCUUCACCCCAAAAACGUCACACACGCACAAGACAGUGGAAGCUCCUCUGCCUUGCUAUGGAACCUGUUGUCAUUCGGCGAGCGUGGAAUAUUUGAACCUCGCCACAAGUGGCCCUCACUCCACGGCUUCUUUUGACCACUCAGGACAUUUUGUCGGGAUGCUCCCUGGGAGAUUUUUAGGAUAAAAAGCUGUUUCGCAGCUGCCUUUGCCUGCCUGGGGAAUGCGUGCGUAAAAAAUAAAUAAAAAAAAAAGGGCAUGCCGGAAGAUGUUGAGGCGAACAGGUUGGUUCUGAAAACUUAAGGAGGAUGCUUCCACACGCUGUGCGCGUGAAUAUUCAGAUGCCCAGAUGAUUCGCUGCGCGGUGUCGGCGGAACCCAGCAGGUGGUACUGACAGCAGCUAGUUGAUGGCACUGCGCACCGGGAGGACUUGGUUCGGACGGGUGUUGCGCAGGGUCUCGCGGCUGCAGGGCUCCUGGUCCAGACGCUCCAGCAGUCUUUUGUGUCUCUCCACCAACCAGGAGCACGAUCCGGGCUUCUCGUACCGCUGCCCCAGCCCCGCAGGCGCCCACCUCGGCCACCGUCAUCGGAGCGCGCCCCUCCGCGCGUCCACCGCCGCCUCCAGGCGCAGCGCAUUCGGCUUCUUCCCUUCUCGUCGCACCAUCCCGGGGAACACGAGGGGACAUGAGCCCCUCACUCGCCGGCUCCUCGUGGCCAUGAAGCGGCAAAACGUGCGGACCUUAUCCCUGAUCAUUUGCACGCUCACCUACCUCCUGGUGGGGGCCGCCGUCUUCGACGCCCUGGAGUCCGAUUUCGAGAUGAGGGAGAAGGAGCAGCUGGAAGCCGAGGAGCGGCGCCUCCAGGGGAAGUACAACAUCAGCGAGGACGACUACCGCAAGCUGGAGACUAUCAUCAUGGAGGCCGAGCCCCACAGAGCCGGGGUGCAGUGGAAAUUCGCCGGCUCCUUUUACUUUGCCAUCACGGUCAUCACCACCAUAGGGUACGGGCACGCGGCGCCGGGGACGGACGCAGGCAAAGCCUUCUGCAUGUUCUACGCCGUCCUGGGCAUCCCCUUGACUCUGGUGAUGUUCCAGAGUCUGGGCGAGAGGAUGAACACGUUUGUCAAGUACCUGCUGAAGCGCAUCAAAAAGUGCUGCGGGAUGAGCAUCACCGAGGUCUCCAUGGAGAACAUGGUGACGGUGGGCUUCUUCUCCUGCAUCGGCACGCUGUGCAUCGGCGCCGCCGCCUUCUCGCACUACGAGGAUUGGAGCUUUUUUCAGUCGUACUACUACUGCUUCAUCACCUUGACCACCAUCGGCUUCGGGGACUUUGUGGCCCUGCAGAAGAACAGGGCCCUUCAGAGGAAGCCGCUCUAUGUGGCUUUCAGCUUCAUGUACAUCCUGGUGGGCCUGACGGUCAUCGGGGCCUUCCUCAACCUGGUGGUGCUGCGCUUCCUGACCAUGAACAGCGAGGACGAGCGGCGGGACGCCGAGGAGCGGGCCUCGCUGGCGGGGAACCGCAACAGCAUGAUCAUUCACAUUCAGGACGAGUCGCUGCAGCGAGGGCGGCGGCGAGGCGGGCGCGAGAACCGCCGCCCCGAGGAGAUGAGCGACUUGCACUCGGUGUGCUCCUGCAUGCGCUACCGCUCGCACGAGCUGCCCGUCCCCGGGAGGCUGAUGGGCGGACUGGGAUGUGCCUUCUCCCACCAGAACUCGCUGGGCUCGCAUCUGAACCCGGGCCACUACUAUCACUCCAUCUCCUACAAGAUCGAGGAGAUCUCGCCCAGCACGCUGAAGAACAGCUUCUACCCGUCGCCCGUCAGCUCGGUGUCGCCGGGCCUCCGCAGCUUCACCGAGAAGCUCCAUCUCAUGAGGAGGAGAAAGUCCAUCUAG
Molecule: messenger RNA, 1950 nt
Organism: Syngnathus typhle (broad-nosed pipefish)
Lineage: Eukaryota; Metazoa; Chordata; Actinopteri; Syngnathiformes; Syngnathidae
Gene: kcnk9
Product: potassium channel, subfamily K, member 9
Exons: 2
Coding region: 466-1950 (494 amino acids)
Biological process (GO): stabilization of membrane potential; potassium ion transmembrane transport
Cellular component (GO): membrane
Molecular function (GO): potassium ion leak channel activity
Source: RefSeq, a predicted model, not a curated record